GCAGCUUUGGAAAGAAACCAAAUUGCGGCAGCUUUGGGCUACAGUCACCAACCCAGCGGACAACCCCUACAUUGAAACCCACAACAGCAAACAGCGAUUCCGCUUUCCAGCGCUGGCCGCGUCUGCGGUGAUUGGAGAUGAGCGACCCGGCAAACAUCGAUCACUACGACUCCCGCGCGUACACGCGUAAAGGCGCCACACAGCGCGUCGUCGUGCGGGAGAAACCGUUGCUGAAAUCCCGCCUGCAGCGCCUGGCCGAUUACCUCCGUCCCACGACUCGCCACGGUUUCAACGUCGUCUACACCUUUGAGCUGGCCAAGGUGAUGGCGUGCAUUGUCUUCCCUGUCUUUAUGUUGCUGUACUGGAAGCGGGUACAGAAGAAUCUGCCGGACAGCUGGGAGCAGCAGUUCGGUGGUCUGCAACAUCGUCAGUUCCGCGAAGAUCAGCUGCCAGAGCAAGACACCGAUUACUUCAGCAUCAUGGAGAACUUUCAAGAACGUCGAGAGACGGCGCUGAAGAAGAAGCAGAAAGAUGUGGCAGACAACAAGAUUGUGUAG
Molecule: messenger RNA, 557 nt
Organism: Leptomonas pyrrhocoris
Lineage: Eukaryota; Euglenozoa; Kinetoplastea; Trypanosomatida; Trypanosomatidae
Exons: 1
Coding region: 138-557 (139 amino acids)
Source: RefSeq, a predicted model, not a curated record